AUGUCACCCAAGCCCGCCUGUAACCACCGCCUUCGCAGGGCUGCAGAUGAGCAGGGUCCGAGAAUGACCAAGGACUUUCCAUCAGUUCGCAACGAGCUCGAAGCGCUCCAUUCUGUUCAUGCGAAUGUGAUGAACCCGAAAAGCAGAUCGCUCUUCAUCAAAAAUCUGUGA
Molecule: messenger RNA, 171 nt
Organism: Parastagonospora nodorum SN15
Lineage: Eukaryota; Fungi; Ascomycota; Dothideomycetes; Pleosporales; Phaeosphaeriaceae
Exons: 2
Coding region: 1-171 (56 amino acids)
Source: RefSeq, a predicted model, not a curated record